Eutrema salsugineum is the source of this 393-nucleotide messenger RNA. Its product is annotated as polcalcin Bra n 2. The transcript has a single exon. The record is from RefSeq and is a predicted model, not a curated record. Bases 17 to 268 code for a protein of 83 amino acids. Gene Ontology annotation, molecular function: calcium ion binding. NCBI's taxonomy places the organism in Eukaryota, Viridiplantae, Streptophyta, Magnoliopsida, Brassicales, Brassicaceae.
AAAACGAUUAAAAAAAAUGGCUGACGCAACCGAAAAAGCUGAGCACGACCGUAUUUUCAAGAAAUUUGAUGCUAAUGGAGAUGGGAAAAUCUCAGCCGCCGAGCUAGGAGAUGCUCUCAAGAACCUUGGCUCGGUCACGCACGACGACAUUAAGCGUAUGAUGGCCGAGAUUGAUACCGACGGUGAUGGAUACAUAUCGUACCAAGAAUUUUCUGAUUUCGCUUGUGCCAAUCGCGGUCUUAUGAAAGAUGUCGCCAAGAUUUUCUAAGCAACAUUUUCUGAUCUAUAUUCAUAUGAAAAGGUUUUGAGCUUUAAUCAUGUUAAAUUUGUUCUGUACUGACAAUCAUCUGAUGAAGUAUGUUUUGUUUUUUUCAUUGUUUUAAUUUCAUGUAA